Staurois parvus is the source of this 406-nucleotide messenger RNA. Lineage: Eukaryota; Metazoa; Chordata; Amphibia; Anura; Ranidae. The record is from the annotation of a GenBank genome assembly.
UGCCCAACAUUGCUGCACAUCAGUGCCCAACAAUGCUGCCCAGCAGUGCUGCUAAUCUGUGCCAGUCAGUGCUGCACAUCAGUGCUGCCAGUCAGUACCCCAGUCAGUGCCCUUCAGUGCUGCCUAUUAGUGCCCAUCAGUGCCAUCUAUCAGUGUUCAUCAUUGUCCCCUAUCAGUGUCGCAUAUCAGUGCCUCCUCAUCAAUGCUCACCAAUGCUGCCUCAUCAGUGCAGGCUACCAGUGUCCAUCAGUGCAGCCUCAUCAGUGCACUGACCAGUGCAGCCUAUCAGUCCAAUAAUUCAGUGCUGCUAAUCUGUGCCAGUCAGUGCUGCCCAUCAUUGCCGUCAGUACCACCAGUCAGUGCCCUCAAGUGCUGCCUAUUAGUGCUCAUCAGUGCCACCUAUCAG